CCGCUUCCUUACACACAUCACUCUUGUUUGCUGCUCGUUGCUAACAACCUGCUGCCUGCAACUUCGUCUGUCCACCAUCCACCCAUGCAUUAACGGGUUCCAGGUGUUUAUGGGAUGUGUGUGAGGAUGAAUCCGUGUCUCUGAGGUUCAGCUCCGUGCUGCUGCAUGCUGCUCCGCGUCUCUCUCUCUUUCUGACGCUUGGGGUUGCAGUCUGGCCUCCAGCCGCGGCUGCGAUUUAACUUCAUUUCUCAGCGUCGGCUUGCUCUCAAAUCAUGUUUAUUUUAUAAAGAUGGCGGCGAGGGGCACACUGUAAACUAAAUGACUGUCAGAAACAUCGCCUCCAUUUGUAAUAUGGGCACCAAUGCCUCUGCUCUGGAGAAAGACAUCGGCCCAGAGCAGUUCCCAAUCAAUGAACACUACUUCGGAUUGGUCAAUUUUGGAAACACAUGUUACUGUAACUCAGUGCUACAGGCUCUCUACUUCUGCCGGCCUUUCCGGGAGAACGUGCUGUCUUACAAAGCCCAGCAGAAGAAGAAGGAGAACCUGCUCACAUGCCUGGCUGACCUCUUCCACUCUAUUGCCACGCAGAAGAAGAAAGUGGGCGUCAUCCCGCCCAAGAAGUUCAUCUCCCGCCUACGGAAAGAGAACGAUCUGUUUGACAACUACAUGCAACAGGAUGCCCACGAAUUCCUCAACUACCUGCUGAACACCGUGGCCGACAUACUGCAAGAGGAGAAGAAGCAGGAGAAGCAGAACGGGCGCCUCAAGAACAACGGGACCCCCGUCACCACAGAGACAGACACGGAGAACAAGACGGAGCCCACGUGGGUUCACGAUAUCUUCCAGGGCACGCUGACCAAUGAGACGCGCUGCCUCAACUGUGAAACGGUGAGCAGCAAAGAUGAAGAUUUUCUGGAUCUUUCUGUGGAUGUGGAGCAGAACACAUCCAUAACACACUGUCUCAGGGACUUCAGUAACACAGAGACUUUGUGCAGUGAAUACAAAUACUACUGUGAGGCGUGCUGCAGCAAGCAGGAAGCACAGAAGCGGAUGCGCGUGAAGAAGCUUCCUAUGAUCCUAGCCCUGCACCUGAAGAGGUUUAAGUACAUGGAGCAGCUGCACCGCUACACCAAGCUGUCCUAUCGAGUAGUUUUCCCCCUAGAGCUCCGUCUGUUCAAUACAUCGGGGGAUGCGGUUAACCUGGAUCGCAUGUACGAUCUAGUGGCUGUGGUGGUUCACUGUGGCAGUGGUCCAAACAGAGGCCAUUACAUCACCAUAGUGAAGAGUCAUGGCUUCUGGCUGCUGUUUGACGAUGACAUUGUGGAGAAAAUUGAUGCCCAGGCCAUUGAAGAGUUUUACGGGCUUACCUCAGACAUCUCCAAGAACUCAGAGUCGGGAUAUAUCCUCUUCUACCAGUCCAGAGAGUGACUGGAGCUGCAUCAGUGACACAGGAGAGACUAAAUAGGAUUUUUCUUUUUAACCUUUAGCCUAUCAGACUCCCACCAUCUCCAUCCCAUCCUGCUCCCAUUCUCCAAGUCUGACCUCUCUGAUGUACGGGCCAAUCCUCUGUCCCACCCCCAUCCUCUGGGUUUUACUGCACUUCAUCCUUCUCUCUCUCUCUCUCCCCCUGUAAUUUGCUUCUUGCCUUUUAGUCACCUGCAUCUGGACUGCACUUUAAAACCAAAGCAAAAAAACAGCACGACGGAAACAAAAUGGAUUCUACGUACACAUUGAGCUCCAGAUGCUCAGUGAAGAUCUGCAAAGGUGAUUCUCUAUCAGGAACACGAUGGGGUGAAGGGUCAGGCUGUCAAAAAUGGUGCUAUAUCAUUUCUAUGUAUAUAAGGUCUUCAUGUGUCCCCCACACACUGUUAUUCCUUUAAUAUGGGCUAUUUUUCCCAUCACUGUCUAGUUCUUUGUUUAGCUUUAUGUCCAUGGUUGAUGCAUGUAAAGCGAAUGAAGUUGGAGACAAACACUGUUUAAUGCUCAUGGAGAGGUUUCAUGCAUUAGUAAUGGCUUUGAAGCAAUAUCUGAGCAUUAAUUAGAUAGAACUCAAAAGCUAAACUUCAGGUGUAAAUGCUGAUAAGGAAGAGGCCCAAUAUAGAAUCACUAUUCCUGCUGUUGCAACUCCACAAUUAACAUAAAAUGUACCUGAGCCUAAUCCUCCUACACUACACAAGAAAGGAAAUCUGUUUCUCUGUCAGACUGGUCCACAUUGAAGUCAGCUGAAUCUUUAUAAUUUGUAUUCUGAACAAAAAGUCAUAUUUAUUCUACUUGUACUUAUUUAUUACUGUUAUUUGUAAUGCAGAAAGGUAGUUAAUGAAGGUAUUUGUGUAAUAUUGCUCCUCUGAGAGCUUUUUAUGUUAAGACCCAUAGUCUAAACUCAAUUUGAAGGACAUGGUGUAUGUUACACAACUUUUAUAGGACUGCACCAAAAACAAUUUGGGUUCAAGGUUCUUUAUUGUCAAACUAACAUAGCUACAGAGUAAUUAUGUCAUCGAAAAUCUUAGGUCACAGGCU
Messenger RNA from Notothenia coriiceps (black rockcod), 2517 nucleotides. It is a transcript of the gene usp46, whose product is annotated as ubiquitin specific peptidase 46. The transcript is spliced from 9 exons. Gene Ontology annotation, cellular component: nucleus; cytosol. Gene Ontology annotation, biological process: protein deubiquitination. Gene Ontology annotation, molecular function: cysteine-type deubiquitinase activity. The coding region runs from base 319 to 1428 and encodes 369 amino acids. The record is from RefSeq and is a predicted model, not a curated record. NCBI's taxonomy places the organism in Eukaryota, Metazoa, Chordata, Actinopteri, Perciformes, Nototheniidae.